Lindgomyces ingoldianus is the source of this 314-nucleotide messenger RNA. RefSeq lists its product as uncharacterized. The transcript has a single exon. The coding region runs from base 86 to 253 and encodes 55 amino acids. NCBI's taxonomy places the organism in Eukaryota, Fungi, Ascomycota, Dothideomycetes, Pleosporales, Lindgomycetaceae. The record is from RefSeq and is a predicted model, not a curated record.
CGUGCCCGAGGAGGCUAGAGCACAAGCUCAAUGUACUUUGACUAGUCCACACAUACCUACACACCACUUUUCUCCCAAUGUCUUGAUGGGGAGUUUUCAAACAUGGACAGCAUACCACACCACACUUAUCCUACACAUAGCGAACAGGAAAGGUAAACAGCAAGAGCCUUCAGACCAGAAAUGCCCUCGCUGGAAGUGGACAGAGAGACAAUGCCACCAAACGCCGUGCCACACCAGACCAUAUUACAAGUAACCUUCCAUCCGUCCCUCCCAAAUGCAAUAAUAUCAAAAGAAAUUGAAUACGAGAGCACUGC